This is a messenger RNA of Apis dorsata (giant honeybee), 1002 nucleotides long. RefSeq lists its product as uncharacterized. The coding region runs from base 175 to 963 and encodes 262 amino acids. The transcript has 4 exons. The record is from RefSeq and is a predicted model, not a curated record. Lineage: Eukaryota; Metazoa; Arthropoda; Insecta; Hymenoptera; Apidae.
CGGAUCCGUUCUUUUCUUCUUAAAACGACCGACCACCAUCGACAUACCGCCAGUCGAGCAUCGUGAUUCGUAACAAAAACUAAGAUAAUAAGCCACGAUCGAGAGAACGAGAGUUUUUAAAAAAAUAAUUUAUACAAAAAGGAAAAAAAAAUCUUGGUCCAAGUGAGAAGAGAAAUGUUCACCUUUCUCGCAAAGAGCAGAGUUUUUCCAUUGUUAUUAAGCGCGUUUGCAGUUUCAAUCCUCGCUCAGGAUGCAAAAACUACGGUGUUUCCGCUCCCCGGAAAUGGCUCCGUUCUCGAAUCAUCGGCCAGAGUGGAAACUGCGCUUCAACAGGAUAUGACGCGUUCCUCCGAGCUUAUCGCGCAUCCCACCACCGCACCUGUCAAUAAUUUUCUCCUCGCGGCGCAAAGGCCCUACGUUCAUCUGAGGAGCGAUAACGUGCCGGCUUACGUGUACGAUCAUCCGCAUUUCGGAUAUCCGGUGGCGCACUCGAUCGAUUAUCCGGUUGGCCCAUCCUCCAAGCAGCUUAUGAUAGUCAGUUUCAUAGGUUUGUUGCUGCUGUUCGCUGUUAUUCAGAACACGAUCGUGAACGUGAAACGAAGAGAGCUUCUGACGGAUGUGCUGUCGGCGAGGAAGAAGAGAGAGCUUUACGCUUCGUACAACUUUGAUUCCGUGACACCGGAACAGGAAGACGUGCUCGACGAGGAUGGGAGGGUGAGGUGCAUACAGAGGACCGUUUGCCUGGAGAAUCGAAAGCUCUUGAAGGCGUUCGGCGCAACCGGCAAGAUACUGGCCAAGUACUUAACACGAGGCGUGGAGAAAUCCCUGAAGCCGUCCUCCGGAUGGUUCCGUUUGGUUCGGGACGCGGGCGAGGCUGGGAUUCGUGGCGAGGACUGCGAGGUGCUUUACAGGGGUUGUGACGAGCAGCAAGUCCCUUCGAAGGAUACAGUCGCGAUAGAUUGAAACUUAAGGCGAUGAUUACGAUCGUUUAGAUUUGGAAAU